AUGUCUUUUGCCUGUGAUAGAUGCAAGAAUGAAUGCCAUACUCUUUCAGAUACUCAAGGAGAUGAAGGAGUGGUGUUACAGUCACCUCCUUCAACAUAUGAGCACGAUGAGAGUCACUCAAAAGGAGGGAUCCCUUCAUAUGGCCCGCCUUCCGAUUCACCAGACGAUGAUUUAUCUCCUAAUCAAACAGGUGAUGUCAUUUCUCCAGCUGAUGCUUGCUAUGAGUUUAAUACUGCUACACCUGAUAUUGCUUCCCCUCUAUCACCUGAGUUUUCAGGUACGCUAAGUAUUUUGUCUACUGAUAAGCAACAAUUACAGGGUUCUGAUAUGAGUGGGUCACAUACUGAAUGUCUAAAAACCACUCAUUUAAUAACGUCAACUAGUAGUUGUCCUCCAGUUCAUGUUACUGAAAUUGGGCCAAAUACUGACAAAUCCAAAUUGUCCACUGAUCUCAGUCUGCAAAGUAGUGAUAAGGAUACAGAGUCUUACAGUCAAUCACAGUGCCUACCUUGUCCAAAAGAGCUAAAAAGUACAGAAGUAAUCAACAAUGGGUCAAACUCUUCUGCAGUCUUAGCAGGGGAAAGUUCUGAGAAAAAAAGCACUAAUCACAAUUCCAUGUUGCCUGAAGAAGCUGUUGAAACAAGUUUUGCAGACUUCUGCCAAAUGUCAAAAGCCGAAGAGGAGAGUGAGUCUGAGUCUGAAGCUAACUCGGUUAUAGAAAGAGACCCUUCAUUAUUAGGGGCAAUGGCCUGUAGUGAAGAGGCACAAACACAGGGUAAAGAAACAGCAGAAGGGAAAGUAAAUUUAGAAAAUCAAGAAAGGAUGCCUACAUUUUAUACUGAUGCAUUAGAUUUGAAAGGAAAUCAAAACGGAUCCAGUACAAGAGUAGGUAUAAAGAAAGAGGAUGAAAAGUCUGAAGCUAUGAGCCUGCAGGAGUCUGAUUCAUCUGCAACUAGCGCAUUGGUUGAUUCUUCAGGAAGUACUGUUGUUGAAGAUAAUAAAGCUGAUGAAAAUACUGACGGUGCUAAUGAUGACGAAACAUUUGAGGAUCCAAUGGCAUCGGUGGAGCCUGAAGAGGCAACAUCAAGCCAAAUAUAUACUGGGAGUUUUCCAUCUGAUAAAAAUCUAGAAGCUAAAUUAAUUCAAGAAAAAAUAGAAAACAUCAUCACUGAAGCUGUAGAAGAGGUAAAAAAAGAUAGUCUCCAAAAUAAGGAGAGGAAACAAUCUCAGGAAGAUAUUGUUGUUCCACCAGACAAAGAAAGCAAUGAUGAUAAUUUGGAACAGUAUUACUCAUUUGAUGAUUCACAGAGUGUUGUAAGUGAUGACACUUUAGAAAUGGUAGAUACAAACAUAGAAGCCUUAAAUGAUGAUGCUGAUGAUGAACAUGAAGAAUCAGUUGAUGAUUUUGAAAGCAAUAAAGAAAAAAGUAAUUUAACAGAUGAACCAGAUAUAACAUUAUGUAAGACAACUGAUACAAGAGAAGAAAUAAAAUCAUCUGAGGUUGAAAAUACAGCAGCCACGACAGAUGUACAUCAACUAUCAAUGGCAGGACCAGUAGAUGAAAUUCAAGCAGCUGAGGUAGAAACAGCAGUGGAAGAUCAAAAAUCUGUGGUAGCAUCUGAAGAGGAGGGUAAACAAGCUGAAGCUGCACCUGAAGAGGAGAGUACAGCAACUGAGAUAGGAACAGUAGAGGAAAGUAAACCAGUCAAGGAAGACACUGCUGAAGAAAUUAAAUUAGUUGAAGCAGCACAUGCAGAGGAAAGUAAACCAGCAGAGGAAAGUAAACCAGCUGGGGCAGCUCCCACAGUGGAAGAAAGUAAACCAGCUGAGGCUACUCCAGCAGAGGAAAGUAAAAUUACUGAAGUGGAAAUUAAACCAGCUGAAGCUGUUCCCACAGAGGAAAGUAAACCGCCUGAGGCAGCUCCCGCGGAGGAAAGUAAACCGACCGAGGCAGCUCCCGCGGAGGAAAGUAAACCGACCGAGGCAGCUCCUGCAGAGGAAAGUAAACCGACCGAGGAAAGAAAGCUGUCUGAGAUUGCUCCUGCAGAGGAAAGUAAUCUUGCUGAGAUUGCUCCUGUGGAGGAAUGUAAACUGUCUGAGGCUGUUCCCACGGAGGAAUGUAAACUGGUCAAAGCUGCUCUGGCAGAGGAAAGUAAACCAGCUGAGCCAGUAAUUGAAGAGGAAAUUAAACUGACGGAUGCUGCUCCCACAGAGGAAAGUAAACUGGCUGAUGUAGCUCCUGCAGAGGAAAUUAAAUUGGCUGAGGCUGCUCCUGGAGAGGAGGGAAGUAUGCUAGCUGAGACUGCUCCAACAGAGGAAAGUAAGCUGGUAGAAACUGCUCCUGAAGAGAAAAGUAAGCCAGCCGAGGCUGCUUUCGCAGAGGAAAGUAAACUGGCCGAGGCUGUUCCUGCAGAGGAAAGUAAGCCUGUUGAAGAUGCUCCCAGACAGGAAAUUAAACUAGACAAUCCAGUAAUUGAAGAGGAGAGUAAACUGGACAAGACUUCUCCUGCAGAUGGAAGUAAAGCAACCAAACCAGUCAGUAAAGAGGAAAUUAAAGCAGCUGAGCAAUUAAUUGAAGAGGAGAUUAAACCGGCUGAAGCUGCACCUUCAGAGGAAAGUAAACCGGCUGAAGCUGAACCCGCAGAGGAAAGCAAACCAGCCAAGGCUGAACCCACAGAAGAAAGUAAACUGGCCAAGGCUUCUCCCACAGAGGAAAGUAAACCGGCCGAGGCUGUAUCCGCAGAGGAAAGUAAACCGUCCGAGGCUGCCCUCACAGAGGAAAAUAAACCUGCCAAGGCUGUUCCCACAGAGGAAACUAAACCAGUCGAAACUUCUUCGGCAGAAGAAAGUAGACCAGUACAACCACCAAUUGAAGAGGAUAUUAAACCAGUCGAGGCUGCUCGUCCAGAGGAAAGUAAAUCGUCAGAGGCUGCUCCAGCAGAGGAAGGUAAAUUGGCCGAGGCUGGUCUUGCAGAGGAAAGUAAACUGGCUGAAGCUGCUUCCGCAGAUGAAAGUAACCAGGCCAAGGCCAUUACUGGAGAUGAAACCAAAGUAGACGAGCCAGUAAUUGAAGAGGAAUGUAAACUGGCUAGGGCUGGUCAAGCAGAAGAAAGUCAAGCAUCUGAGCCAGAAAUUGAAGAGGAUAUUAAACCGGCCAAAGCUGCUCCAGCAGAGGAAAGUAAACGUGCUGAGGCUGCACACGCAGGAGAAUGUAAAGCGAUUGACGCAGUUCCUGCAGAUGAUACUAAAGCAGCCGAGCCAGUAAUUGAAGAAGAUAUUAAACUGGCCGAGGCAGCUCCUGCAGAGGAAAGUAAACCAGCCGAAGAUGCUCCUGCAGAGGAAAGUAAACCAGCUGAGGCAGUUCCCGCAGAUGAAACUAAAGCAUCUGAGCCAGUAAUUGAAGAGGAUAUUAAACCAGCUAAGGCUGCUCCUGCUGAGGAAAGUAAAGCAUCUGAUGCAGUUCCCGCAGAUGAAACUAAAACAGCCAAGCCAGAUAUUGAACAAGAAAGUAAACCUGCCGAGGCUGCCUCUGCAGAGGAAAGUAAACUGGCUGUGGCUGCUCCUGUAGAGGAAAGUAAACCUGCCGAAGCAGUUUCUGCAGAUGAAACAAAAGUAGAUGAGCGAGUAAUUAAAGAGGAUAUUAAACCAGCCGAGGCUUAUCCUGCAGAGCAAAGUAAACUGGCUGACGCAGUACCCACAGAUGAAAGUAAAAGAGUUGAGCCAGUUAUUGAAGAGGAAAUUAAACAGGCUGAGUCUGCUCCUGCAGAGGAAAGUAAAGCAUCUGAGGCAGUUAUUGAAGAGGAAAUUAAACCAUCAGACACUGCUCCUGCAGAGGAAAGUGAAUCAGCCAAGGCUGCUUCCGCAGACGGAAUUACACCGGCCGAGACAGUUUCCACAGAUGAAACUAAAGCAGUUGAGCCAGUAAUUGAAGAAGAUAUUAAACCAGCCGAUGCUGCACCUGCAGAGGAAAGUAAACCAGCUGAGGCAGUUCCAGCAGAUGAAACUAAAGAAGCAGAGCCAGUAAUCAAAGAGGAAAGUAAACUGGCUGAAGCUGCUCCUACAGAGGAAAGUGAACCGGCUGAGGCUGCACCUGCAGUGGAAAGUAAACACGCUGAAGCUGCUCCCGCAGAGGAAAGUAAACACGCUGAAGCUUCUCCUGCAGAGGAAACUAAACCUGCUGAAGCUGCUCCCGCAGAGGAUAGUAAACCGGGCGAGGCUGCUCCUGCAGAGGAAAGUAAACCGGACGAGGCUGCUCCAGCAGAGGAAAGUAAACUGGUCGAAGCUGCUCCCGCAGAGGAAAGUAAACCAGCUGAGGCUGCUACCGCAGAGGAAAGUAAACCAGCUGAGGCUGCUACCGCAGAGGAAAGUAAACCAGCUGAUGCUACUCCCACUGCUCCCACAGAGGAAAGUAAACCGGCUGAGGCUGCACCUGCAGUGGAAAGUAAACCUGCUGAAGCUGCUCCUGCAGAGGAAAGUAAACCGACUGAGGCUGCUCCCGCAGAUGAAAGUAAACCGGCUGAUGCUACUCCCACUGCUCCCGCAGAGGAAACUAAACCUGCUGAAGCUGCUCCCGCAGAGGAAAGUAAACCGACUGAGGCUGCUCCCGCAGAUGAAAGUAAACCGGCUGAUGCUACUCCCACUGCUCCCACAGAGGAAAGUAAACCGGCUGAGGCUGCUCCCGCAGAGGAAAGUAAACCUGCUGAAGCUGCUCCCGCAGAGGAAAGUAAACUGGCCGAGGCAGCUCCCGCAGAGGAAAGCAAAGCAGCUGAAGUGGCUACCGCAGAGGAAAAUAAACUGUCUGUGGCUGCUCCCGCAGAGGAAAGUAAACUGGAUGAGGCAGUACCCGCAGAGGAAAGUAAACCAGCUGAAGCUUCUCCCGCAGUGGAAAGUAAAACCGCUGAAGCUGCUCCCGCAGAGGACAGUAAACCCGAUGAAGCUGCUCCCGCAGAGGAAAGUAAACCGACCGAGGCUGCUCCCGCAGAGGAAAGUAAACCGGCUGAUGCUACUCCCAUGGCUCCCGCAGACGAAAGUAAACUGGCCGAGGCUGCUCCCGCAGAGGAAACUAAACCUGCUGAAGCUGCUCCCGCAGAGGAAAGAAAACCGGCCGAGGCUGCUCCCGCGGAGGAAACUAAACCCGCUGAAGCUGCUCCCGCAGAGGAAAGUAAACCGACCGAGGCUGCUCCCGCAGAGGAAAGUAAACCGGCCGAGGCUGCUCCCACAGAGGAAAGUAAACCAGCUGAAGCUGCUCCCACAGAGGAAAGUAAACUGACCGAGUGUGCUCAGGCAGAGGAAAGUAAACCAGCUGAAGCUGCUCCUGCAGAGGAAAGUAAACCGGUCGAGGCUGCUCCAGCAGAGGAAAGUAAACCUGCUGAAGCUGCUCCCACAGAGGAAAGUAAAUCGGGUGAGGCAGCUUCCACAGAGGAAAGUAAACCGGCUGAUGCCGCUCCCACUGUUCCCGCAGAGGAAAGUAAACCAGCCGAGUUUGCUCAGGCAGAGGAAAGUAAACCGGUUGAAGCUGCUCCCACAGAGGUAAGUAAACCGGCUGAGCUUGCUCUGGGAGAGGAAACUAAACCGGCCGAGGCUGGUCCCGCAAAGGAAACUAAACUGGCUGAAGCUGCUCCCACAGAGGAAAGUAAACAGGCUGAAGGUUCUCACUCUGAGGAAAGUAAACCGGCUGAAGGUGCUCUUGCAGAGGAAAGUAAACCAGCUGAAGCUGCUACCACAGAGGAAAGUAAACCGGCUGAGUCUGCUCUGGCAGAGGAAACUGCUCCUGCAGAGGAAAGUAAACCGGAUGAAUAUGCUCCCGCAGAGGAAAAGAAACCGGGCGAGGAUGCUCCUGCAGAGGAAAAUAAACCAGCUGAGGCUGUUCCUGCAGAUGAAUCUAAAACUGCGGAGCCAGUAAUCGAAGAGGAAAGUAAACUGGUUGAGGCUACUCAUGCUGAGGAAAGUAAACCAGACAAAAUCGCUCCCACAGAGGAAAGUAAACCAACUGAAGCUGCUCCCGCAGAGGAAAGUAAACUGGCUGAGGCUGCUACAGCAGAGGAAAGUAAACUGGCUGAAGCUGCACCCGCAGAGGAAAGUAAACCGGUUGAAGCCGCUCCCGCAGAGGAAAGUAAACCAGCUGAAGCCGCUCCCGCAGAGGAAAGUAAACCGGCUGAAGAUGCUCCUGCUGCAGAAAGUAAACCAGCUGAAGAUGCUCCCACAGAGGAAAUUAAACCAGCUGAAGGUGCUCCAUGA
Messenger RNA from Acanthosepion pharaonis, 6237 nucleotides. NCBI's taxonomy places the organism in Eukaryota, Metazoa, Mollusca, Cephalopoda, Sepiida, Sepiidae. The record is from the annotation of a GenBank genome assembly.